Molecule: messenger RNA, 1460 nt
Organism: Cryptomeria japonica (Japanese cedar)
Lineage: Eukaryota; Viridiplantae; Streptophyta; Pinopsida; Cupressales; Cupressaceae
Exons: 4
Coding region: 380-1321 (313 amino acids)
Source: RefSeq, a predicted model, not a curated record
GUGGGUAACGUGCCUCCAAAGAGACUAGUGAUGCUCUCCGCAACACAGACAGUGAUGUCUACUUACUGGUUAGUGCCAUUCAUCAUUACGUACCUUUUCAGCAAAUACUAUAUUUAUUUCUUUAUUUUUAUGGUCUAUAGCUGGAAUCCAUGAUUUCUCCGUUUCUCUCGCCUUCUGCAACUCCAAUUUCUCUCCUCAUUCUCACAAAUUCGUGCUCGCCUCGCCGGAAAAUUUUAUUUCUCUCACGACGGCUUGCAGUUUGCAGAUCUGCGGUAGGAUUCAGCAACGGUCACAAUUUCUGUGCAAAAUUCUGUAAUAGUCACCGUUUGUGACUUGUGCCUGAGUUGUUCGGGAUCUUGUUCGGCUUCAAGUCUACAACAUGUGUCAACUGACAGAAUCUUUCACGCUGCUAAAAUUGAUUGAAUUUUACUGUAAAUCCGGCCGCCCUAUACAGCAGCAAUGGUUCGACAUCAAAGUUGUUUGCAUCAAAAUUGUGGAUGCCUGCGGAAUCGACUGCGCACCGGAUAAUUUGACUCUCCAUUUCCUGCCUCGCAGCAGUUUGACAGAUCUACAAAUUAACGGAAAGAAAAUCCGUCCGUCAGCGAGCGCUUUUGUGACGCUUCGACGGACUACAAAUGACGGAAACCCUUUAGUUUGGAGUUUUGUGAGCACCGACGGCGUACGAACGACGGGCAAGCUUUCCUUUGAGGUGUACGUCGGCCAUGAGACUCUCGUUUGCGGUGCACUUGACAUAAAAAAAGAAGAUUCCGUCAACAAUGACCGUCAAAGGACGUGGACCGUGGAGUGCAGUAGCGCUUUAGAAUAUCCGUCAAGAUGGAACUCGACGGAAAAUCGCCCGGUCUCGUUCCCGUCAAUUGAAGUGUACGUCACGGGGCAAGCUGGCAGUUUGCCUGUAAUUUUGACGCGCACUGAAGAGCUUAUAGCCAGGAAAAAAAGGGCGCGUCAAAGGUUGAGUUUGGAUGCAAUUCCUGAAGGAAACGAUUACGAGAUUUCGUUCGUCUCAAACGAAAAUGACGCCACGGAAAACCAGGAGCAAAGGGGGAGCUUUAUGGAGAUGGAUGAUAAAUUAAUUGUCAUGAUAUGCGAAGCAGCAAUGGAAAGGUUUGCUAAGUUGUUGGAGCCUAAGGAAAUUAAGUGCUUGAAGAAUUUCAAACUCACAUGGUUAUAUGUAGGUCUUUGUCUUUGUCUUGCAGUUGGGUUUGGGGUUUCUCUUGGAUUAGGUAUGGGUGUGUUCUUGUUAGUCAUUAGGGUUUCUAGAGGAACUUCUAGACUUGUAAAAAAUCUAACGUCUUGGAUUUAAUCUAAAAUCAUUUAUCUUGUUACACCAAAAGGUCUCUAGGAAGAGAGAAAAAUUAUAAUGGCACCAAAGUUAUCAUGUAUAUUGUGUAUAAGUAAUAUACAUUAACAUCAAUAUGAUUAUGUUGGAGACUAAGGUUCAA